ACAUCACAACCAUGAGCGCAACGACUGUGAGCGCGGAUGGAAGAAAGUAUUGCCCCCGUAUCCAUUUUGCCCGUUGCACACUAGUAUCAAAAACGAGAUGAUUGUCUACGAACAGGACCUAUUUGGUCUCAAAAAUUUGACCCGCGUGCACGGAUCAGCUGUUUACCGAGUAGUCUUACCAGCUUCAGUCUCGUCCGCGAUCCUCCUGAUUUUUCACAGUUUACAAAUCGACAAUGACCAGACCCAAAAGGCACGAGAAGAUCUCAUCGUGCAGCAUCCUUACGUCAUUGGGGCCUUUGUUGGAUUCUUUUCUUUUCUGUUGACCUUUCGAUUGAAUUUUGCCUACCAGCGGUACUGGGAAGGGGCUACCGCUAUACACCAGAUGUUGAGCAAAUGGACAGAUUUCGGUAUGAACGUGGCGGCUUUUCACUACCAGAGCGAUGUAUAUGAUGAUAUACAGCCACCGAGCUUUGGAUCGCAUCCAAAUUUGCGAGCAAAAGACAUUGUGGGACGUGAACGCGAUUUCGAAACAACGUACGAGGAGUGCGUUGAGAAAGUAGAGCUCUGCUUGGAAGAAAUGCAGCAAGAGAGUAUCGCAAACACAUCCCCGGCGUGGUGGAGAGGGGGAUUACGACGUCGCAGACACAAAGACCACGCCGAUUCGACUCGGCAACCGUCCACAACAACACCCCACAGACUUAAAUCGAUCAAUGCCAACAAAGAGACUAGCAGCAAUUCCGCCCCCAACCGCCUAGAUUCAUACAUUCCCAUCCCCCAGCGCUUCCAGGAACAAUUUGGAAUAAACUUGAGGAGACAGUCAACGCCUAUCACCACGGAUAGUCGAGCCAACAGCCGUCGUAGUAGUCUCGUCAAACAAUCCAAAGCAUCGCAAAAUCUAGUUUCUCGUAAGGCACGCGUUCCUUUACCCAGCCUGUUUUUACAGGAAACUGCACAUUUGCUUUCGCUUUUGGCCGGUGUCGCUUUCUCGACGCUCCGUAACGAUAUGGAGCAGGCCGAGAAUCCUUUAAACAUGUACUAUCCCGGAAAACCCUGGCCUGCGAUGGAUCCGGAUUGUCUCGAUAAAGAUACCAAGCACCUAUACGGCGAAGAUCAGAUCCUAUGGCAAUCCUUGUACUUUAUGCUUGGUUUAGAUCGAAGUGAGCGACACAGGACGCUGUACAACGCCGCCAGACCGUUUGGUGUCCUUGGUGGUGUCAGUGAUCAAGAAAUUGCCAUGCUUCAGCAAGCACAUGGGCCGUACGCCAAGGUAGCGCUGUGUACAAUGUGGACGCAAGAAUUUAUUAGCCGAGAAUACAUGGUAGGGUCGGCCGGAAAGGUGGCACCGCCGAUUGUGUCGAGAUUGUACCAAUUUCUAUCGGAUGGUGUGGUUGGCUACAACCAGGCCCGGAAAGUUGCCUAUAUCCCUUAUCCUUUUGUAAAUGCUCAAAUGACAGCAUUUUUCAGCCUCAGUAUCAUAUUCAUUUUCCCCAUGUUGAUGUAUUCCUACGUCAAUGUUCUUUGGUUUGCUUGCGUACUAAAUUUUACUGUCGUGACCUGUUUUCUGGGUAUGCAUGAGGUUGCUCGGGAAUUGGAGAAUCCUAUGCAAAACGCGCCGAAUGAUUUACCCUUGGUCACCUAUCAGGCCCAGUUCAACGAAGCGCUGGUAACCAUGUAUGCUGGCUUUCACCCGGAUUCGUGGUGGGAGAUUCGCAGCCAAGAGUCCAAGGAUGAUAACACGCAGUUCG
Messenger RNA from Phaeodactylum tricornutum CCAP 1055/1, 1745 nucleotides. RefSeq lists its product with no specific name. The record is from RefSeq and is a predicted model, not a curated record. NCBI's taxonomy places the organism in Eukaryota, Bacillariophyta, Bacillariophyceae, Surirellales, Neidiaceae. The transcript has 2 exons. The annotation marks the transcript as partial. Gene Ontology annotation, molecular function: chloride channel activity.